UGCCGCUUAACUCACAUAUAUAGUUAACAACCUUUUUUAUUAAAAGAAGAAUUUCAUACAGAAGUAUUUUUUGAAUUAUCGAUUAUAUUUGUUUUAUUCUUUGCUCAAAAUAUCUUAAUUCAGAUAAUGUAUAUAUUUCGGACACCGUCGAAGAUUUUCGGAUGCCAAAAUUAAGAAGGCUUUUGUUAAGUGCACAUGAAAUCCCCUGCCAGAAUAAGAAUCUGAAUAAAGGAAAUACCGUGUGAUAUGCCAUGAAACUAUAUUAACAAAAUUGAUACAUAUUUGUGAAAGGCUAGAUAAAAGUAGAUUGAGAAUGAGAGCUACAUGUAGACCUACUACAAGUACGUGCUGUAUACUGAUUGAUCAGACCGCGGACAUCGUGGUUUAUAUGUCCGUUCUCAGACUGAAAAUGAAUAAUAUGAAUUGAAGUUUGUCUUUAAAUGUUUUAGGGAUGUUUUGUGACGGCUUUCCUGUUGAAAUGUUGCAGACAAUAUGACACUCACGGGGGUGAAGCCGGAAUACUAAAUGAACUAUGUCUGCGUUCCCUGCUGAAUCGUAUAGGCUGUUUCCGUGGACAGUGUACCCUAAGCCUGGAUUUUUCAGGGCGCGAUAUGUAGACCUCCAUCCAAGAUUCAGAAGGAUUAUUGAUUCACUGCCGGAAAGUGUUAAAAACCAAGAGCUUCUUAAUAAACUGGAUGGAGUAAAUGAACAACUAAAAGAAUCUAUUCGGAUAGAUGUUAUAAGCGACGCUGAUUUAACACAUAAACAGUACAUUCUAGAUGAGACAGUAUUACAAGAUAAGGCUGACAUCCUAGUGCCAUCGUCGCUUGAAAUAUGCGUUUGCUACAUACAUUGUGCAAAAUUAGAUGAUGCUUUUGCAAUGCAUACUGACGAAGUGUUGCGGAGCCUCAUAAACGUGACAGGCAGGAAGUCAGCAGACACUGCGUUUCUUGCGUUCGAUUUCAACUGCCCAGUUUCCGCUGAAGAUAUUGAUCGAGUGACGAGCUAUGUUUUUCAAAAGCUCGGGUUGCACGCGGAAAGUGAUAGAGGGAAGUUGAAGUUCGUCUUCGUUGAAAAUGAAGAAUCAUUACCUUUAGCGAUAUCAGAGUACUUAGAAAGUGAACUCGUUCAAGUUUUUCAUGACAUGUACUCAUUUGUACUGUCGCUCAUUCCAAAAGAAGGACAUAAGAGAUGUGUAACUACUUUGGAGGACUACACUCGAAGAAAGGGGGUGCGCUCAGCCAUUCUUGCUUUUAUGAGUGAUGCACAUAUGCAAGUUGGGUAUGACGAGGGAUUUAAAGACGAACAGAUUUUAACGAAACUAGGAUGCCUUUUCAGAUGCAUUAUAUUAACACCAUACCUGCAAAAUAAGUAUGGCAUCCCUUCGUGGAUUUGUUCUUCCGUGUUAGGUUCAAUACACUUUGAGGAUAGCUUCCAGUCUAGCGUAACUGAAGACACUUGUAGAUUCAUCAAGAAGUUUAUUGAAAAUAAACAAAUGGCAAUCACGGAUUUUAUACUCGUUUUUGGAACCCAAACAAAAUACAGACGUAUUAGCUUGGUAAGUUCCAUGUUGCUUACAGAUUUAGAAGGUUUGCUGAAAGAGACUGAACAGAAAAUGGGAUCAGUUGCCAGAGUUGUGCGUAUUGCGAAGGAACUAGCGUUCGAAAUUGAAGGGUUUCUGGAACAAGCAAUCGGGAACGACUUUAGGCCUCAUGCAGAACCGCCUAUAGUAUUCUUCGAAAUGCGAAUGGAGAUUCUCAGGUUGAACUAUGUGUAUUCAGUUGGCACAGUGUAUAACGACUUCGUUAUAUACCUUAACGGACAAGGCUUUGAACCUACGACAACGGAAGAAUUGGAAGAGGACCGGUUUUCAACAUUGAAAAUGUCCGCAGAAUACGACAUUAAAGCUGUGAUGAAGAAACAUUGCACCUUCUUUCCGUACAAGAUUCAAGUUUUUUCGAUGCCUAUCUCGGAAAGAUUUGCCAUGAAAGGAGAUAGCGGGUGUGCAAUGAGCGUGACCAAACUUGACGACCACAGUGCAAGACAACCCAGGAAGCUCCUUGUGCCUAUUUUAUAUAGCGGGGAAAAUGCAGAUGUUGCGGAGACUUUUGAUAACAUUGAAGAAGCAGAACCGCAGGUACCUGAAAACACCGUGGCCUCCCGAUUAAAUGUGGCGUUGAAUGCUCUUCGGGAAAAGAACCGACAAGAGGAAAUAGUGUUACGAGUGCAUGACUACGUGUGGUUUGCCUACGAAGAAGAAGAAAUAGUAUUACACGUACGAGUGCAUGACAACGUGUGGUUCGCCUACGAAGAAGAGGAAAUAGUAUUACGAGUGCAUGACAACGUGUGGUUCGCCUACGAAGAAGAGGAAAUAGUGUUACGAGUGCAUAUCAACGUGUGGUUCGCCUACGAAGAAGAGGAAAUAGUGUUAAGAGUGCAUAUCAACGUGUGGUUCGCCUACGAAGAAGAGGAAAUAGUGUUAAGAGUGCAUGACAACGUGUGGUUCGCCUACGAAGAAGAGGAAAUAGUGUUACGAGUGCAUGACAACGGUACAAAAGAUUUACUGCCGGCAGUUGUUAAAAACCAAGAGCUUCUUAAUAGACUGGAUGCAGUAAAUGAACAACUAGGAGAAUCUCUUGGGAUUAAUGUUAUAAGCGACGCUGAUUUAUCAGUUAAACAGUACAUUCUAGAUGAGACAGUUUUACAAGAUACGGCUAGCAUCCUAGUGCCAUCGUCGCUUGAAAUAUGCGUUUGCUACAUACAUUGUGCAAAAUUAGAUGAUGUUUUUGCAAAGCAUACUGACGAAGUGUUGCGGAGCCUCAUAAACGUGACAGACAGGACGUCAGCAGACACUGCGUUUCUUGCUUUCGAUUUCAACAGCCCAGUUUCCGCUGAAGAUAACGAUAGAGUUACUAGUUAUGUUCUCCAAAACCUCGGGGUGCACGCGGAAGGUCAUCGGAGACCGAAUUUGAAUAUUGUUUUCGUUGAAAAUGAAGUUUCAUUACCUUCAGCGAUAUCAGAGUACUUAGAAAGUGCACUUGUUCAAGUUUUUCAUGACAUGUACACCUUUGUACUGUCGCUCAUUCCAAAAGAAAGACAUAAGAGAUGUGUAACUACUUUGGUUGGCUACACACGAAGAAAGGGGGUGCACUCUGCCAUUCUUGCUUUUAUGAGUGAUGUACAUAUGCAGUUUGGGGAUGUCGAAGGAUUUACAGACGAACAUAUAAAACGGAUUUUAACGAAGCUGGGGCGCCUGUUCAGAUGCAGCAUAUUUACACCGUACCUGCAAAAUAAGUACGGCAUCCCGUCGUGGAUUUGUUCAUCCGUGUUAGAUUCAAUACAGUUUGAGGAUCACUUCCAGUCUAACGUUACGGAUGAAACCAGUCGAUUCAUCAUCAAGUCUAUUGAAAAUGUGCGAAAGGAAAUCAAGGGACCAAAUGAUUUUGUUCUCCUGUUUGGAAACCAAACGAAAGAAAAACGUUUUAGCUGGGUUAGUCCCAAAUUGCUGACUGAUUUGCACGAUUUGCUACAAUUUGCCGAAAGGAAGAUUGCAUCAGUUACCCGAGUUGUUGGUAUUGUAAAGAAACUAGCGUUCGAAAUAGAAGGGUAUCUAGAACAAGCAAUCGGGAACGACUUCAAGCCUUAUGCAGAACCGCCUUUUGUACCAGGCGAAAUACGAAAGGAGCUUCUAAAGUUGAACUAUGUGUAUUCAGUUGGCACAGUGUAUAACGACUUCGUUAUAUACCUUAAAGGAGACGGACGUGAACCUAUGGAAACGGAAGAAUUGCAAGAAGACCGGUUUUCAACAUUGAAAAGGGCCGCACAAUACGACAUUAAAGCAUUGAUGAAGACCCAUUGCACCUUCUUACCUUACAAGCUGCAGGUUGUUUCGAGGCCUAUCCAGACAUUUGCUGAUAAUCACUUCUUUCCUGGUUCGAAAAUUUCAAAAAUAGGCAGUAACGGUUGGGGAACACUUGGUGGAUUUUUCCGGAAUAAACAUGGAUCAUUUGCGAUCACCUGCGACCAUGUGCUUGAGUGUGGGGAUGAGGCGGAGGUCGGGAUUUUCGAAGGGACAUCAAAUCCCGUGGUGAUCGGGUGGACCUCGCGAGAUAUGAGUGUGCGCGCGGGAGAAAAUAUUAAUUUCAGUUUGGUGGAUAUUGCAGCAAUAAAAAUGAAAGAAUGUGAUAGAUGCACUUUGGAGUUUCUGGAUGCAGAUUGCAAGCUUAGAGUGGCGGAGCGUUUUGAAGGAACAUCGUCAGAUUUACGCAGACGUACCGCUUUUAAACACGGUGCAAAAUCUUCUCUUACGACUGGUAUUAUCGUGUCCGGUGAUUUUGAAAUGAGUUUGGCAGACUGCACGAGUAAUUAUGUUGUUCUUAUAGAAGACAAACCUGGUUCAGCGGAAAGAUUUGCCAUGAAAGGCGAUAGCGGGUCUGUCAUAAGCGUGAUCGGACUUGACGACCACAGUGCAAGACAACCCAGGAUGAUCCUUGUGUCUAUUUUAUUUGGCGGGGAAAUGCAGAUGUUUGCGGAGACGUUUGAUGACAUUGAAGAAGCUGAACCGUUUGAGCCCGAAAACACCGUGUCCUUCCGACUAAAUGUGGCGUUGAAUGCUCUUCGGGCAAAGAACCAACGUUUGCAAUUUCCAGAAAAUUGAGUGUUUCUCCAAAUUUCUUCCGAACUAAACUUAAGAAAGAGACGUUUUUAUCUUAAACUAUAACGGUUUAUGUACGUUUUUCAUCAUGUUCCUGGAAUUUGGAGUGAGAUGUUUCUUUACGUCGUGAAAGUUUAUUUCUUUGAUAUGUUUUUUUUUUACCUGCAACUAAAAUUGCAAGAAGGAACGACCAGAUAAAUUAUUUGGCAGCGAUUACUUUAUUAAAUUGCUUGAUUGUAUAUUCAAUGAUUAUGUUUUACAUUUGCUUCCAAUACAAUGUUUGCUUUGUGCAUUUUCUUUAAUUAUUUAAAAAGUGAAUAAGUCCUGGAGAAGAUCCUCUGAUUUCUGAUGGGCUGUAAAACACUUUAAAAUCUAUUACACGCAUAGGUCCUGCCCCAAUACAGAUAACCACAGUGCGCCCAUAAAUAAUGAGUUCAUCUAUAGAAUAUGCACGUUUCCCUAAAUUUAUCUUUUUAAGGAAAUAUUGGCCCACCCAAAAUAAUGUUAUCAGGAAAUGGGGAUGCAUCCUAAUCUAAAUUAUUAAAGAAAUCGGCUCUUUCAUAUAUAAUUAAUCGACAGCCAUUUUUUUUAUCUAGCCAAUGAAAUGUUAUCAUUUUUUUCUGCUGACAAAUAUAUGAAGCGCUGUCGAAUACUGAGGACCACCUAUACUUACGGAGUACCACUUAUACUAACACUUGUUCAUUUGAUGUUCGAUAAUUAUUACAACUUUUAACAAUAAACCUAGA
Molecule: messenger RNA, 5400 nt
Organism: Mya arenaria
Lineage: Eukaryota; Metazoa; Mollusca; Bivalvia; Myida; Myidae
Exons: 10
Coding region: 533-4657 (1374 amino acids)
Source: RefSeq, a predicted model, not a curated record